AUGAAUUUAAUAGCGCUGUUGGUUUUAUUCGUUGUUCAUACAUCUCGGACAUUGGACAAUGGCCUUGUGCGGACCCCGCCAAUGGGCUGGCUAAGCUGGAUGACGUUCAUGUGCGAGACGGACUGUCAGCGUCAUCCGCUGCGAUGUAUCAGCGAGCGGCUGUACAUGCAGAUGGCGGAUCUGUUGAAAAGUGAAGGAUAUGCGGAGGUUGGCUACGAAUUCGUCAAUAUAGAUGACUGCUGGUCAGAAAGGAAACGUAACGAAGACGGCACGCUUGAACCGGAUCAUGACCGCUUCCCAUCCGGUAAUUUUUAG
Messenger RNA from Soboliphyme baturini, 315 nucleotides. Lineage: Eukaryota; Metazoa; Nematoda; Enoplea; Dioctophymatida; Soboliphymatidae. The record is from the annotation of a GenBank genome assembly.